Molecule: messenger RNA, 471 nt
Organism: Prorocentrum cordatum
Lineage: Eukaryota; Dinophyceae; Prorocentrales; Prorocentraceae
Source: the annotation of a GenBank genome assembly
AUGGACAUGAGCCUCGACGACUCGGACGGGGGGAGCGGCCUGGAAGGCCUCGACGGCGUCUCGGGCUACGAGCCCCCCCCGCCGGGCGCGAGCCCUGGCGCGGCGGAGGGCGGCGAGAUGGACACGGGUCCCAGCAGCGGCUCGGAGGCGCAGGCGGAGGAUCUUCCGCCGAGGAGACAACCAGGCAGACCGAAGGUAAAGGGCAAGGCCAAGGGUAAGGCGAAAGGCAAGGCCAAGCCCAAGGCCAAGUUGAAGGCCAAGGUGGACCCGGAGGGCGUGGCAAAGGCGCGCGCGCGCGGCAGACAACCCGCCGCACCGGGCGGCGAGCAGGCGGCCACGGCCAGGGCGGCCGCGAGGCACGGCGUCCCGUGGCUGGACCCCGCCGAGGCGCCGCUGGACCCCGACAUCGUGCCAGGCUCCGAGGACCUCCCGAGGAGCGGUGGGUGCGGAACCAUCCGCUGUGGAAGUUGA